Molecule: messenger RNA, 1621 nt
Organism: Paramecium octaurelia
Lineage: Eukaryota; Ciliophora; Oligohymenophorea; Peniculida; Parameciidae
Source: the annotation of a GenBank genome assembly
CAUUAAUUAAAAAUGCAGAACUUCAUAUCCAGACCCUCCAGGACCAAUACCAACGAAUUUGGACAUCGCCGAGAGGAUUCUUUCGACUACAAUGAAUUCAAGAAUUUGGCUUCGAGUUUGAUCACUUGUCAGCAUCAAAAAGAAUGGAAUCAUCAGCCAAGACUUACUUAAAUACUUCUAAAUUAGAGUUUAACUGUGAUGUUUGAUGGGGUAAUACUCAAAGAGCAAUGCACCUUAUAUCCGAAUGUUCUUAAAAUCGAUUGUCAUUGCAUCCAGCUUUCGUAGUAUUAAAUAAAGAGGAAACAAUUGAUCCACAAUAAUAAAAAGUGUUACCUCCUCCUCCUUGGCAACGACAUUAUGCUAUUCUUCAGCAAUUUCGAUAUCCAGAAGCAUUGGUAUAACCAGAUUAAGCAAUUCUGCAUAAUGAAAAACCUUCUAGUCAAAUAUCGGUUGUAAGAACAGUUAUUUCAAGAUUUCUACUCCAUCAUCAAAAAGAAGGUAAGGAGAUCUAACUAUCCAAGAAUCGACAGUAGUUUUCGGCCUACAUCAUCAAUAAGCAACAGCCCUUCCUGGAACAGACAUUUGGGUUGUUGCAUGAGAGCAAGAAUCAUUCCAUUUUAAAAAUCAAGAGGAUCUACGAAGACACCAAUAAUUAUGUCAUGAUUACUGAAAGGUUUGAGGGAGAACCGGUCUUUAAUUUCCUACUUGAGAACAUACAAUUCAUGGAAGUACAAGUUGCAACAGUAUGAUCAAAUACAUAAACCUUAGUUGAUUUACUAGAUUUUACUAUUGUUGCGUUAUUUGAAUGAGCAUUAGGCCUAUCAUGGCAAUAUCAACGCAUUAAACAUAUUAAUCAAUAGAGAAAGUCAGUCCUUGGAAAUUGGAGUUAUUGGAUUUAUAUAUUAUGUAAAAAGAAUAAAUAAAAUCGAUAGCCAUUCAAAUAGGGAGAUGAUAUAAGCGAAUAUCUGAAAUGGGUCAAUCUCAAUAAGUAUUAUUGGAGUGGCUUUGAAGAAAAUCAAAUACCUGGAAUCAAUUCGGAUCUCUAUUAAUUGGGAGUUCUACUUUAUAUCAUCACAUUUUAUACGAAAAUCAAUCAAGAUUUGAAAGUAUGCACAUUAAUAAUAAUAGCGGAAAAGUGACCCUUACAAAUUGUUUUAAAAGUACAUGAAGGAAUUAGUAAUAAAAUAUGAACUGAUUGACGAAACCAUCGAAGUCUUAACAUGUUUAAUAUUAAUAUUUUAUUUAGAGAUGAAGACUCCAGAUUCAUAAUAUGUUCAUGUCUUCUCAUCAAGUCAAUUGGAUCUGAUCAAGAAGCUAUUGUCAAAUUGUUCUUUGUCUGAUGCUCUCACGCACUAAUGGUUUGUCAAUGCUAAACAGAAGGCCAAACCCCACAAUCAGCGUCAAGGAUUACCCACUCUGAAAACAAUCAUUGAAAUUAAGGAAGCAAGUGAUGGCGAAGCAAGUAAAUCAUAAACCAAAAGAUUCAGUAUACAAAGUGACAUGUAUGAUUCAAGUAAGCAUUAUUGUAAUGUUUAAGUGGAUGAGUGUCCGACUGUCUCAUAUUUGAUGCGCAACAUCUUAGAUUAUGAAAAGGCGCCAUGUAAAACUCAUCAUUCCUGAU